Molecule: messenger RNA, 1707 nt
Organism: Penicillium longicatenatum
Lineage: Eukaryota; Fungi; Ascomycota; Eurotiomycetes; Eurotiales; Aspergillaceae
Product: putative amino acid transporter
Exons: 1
Coding region: 1-1707 (568 amino acids)
Biological process (GO): amino acid transmembrane transport
Molecular function (GO): amino acid transmembrane transporter activity
Source: RefSeq, a predicted model, not a curated record
AUGACCGACGUUCUAUGCCUAGAAAACCCUCGUGAUGAGGAAACAGAAGUCAUUUCCAGACAUCUGGACCCUCGAUUUACCGGGGCUUCUGAAGGCAUCGUUGAUGUGCAAGCUGGGUCAACUGCAGAUCACAAUGACAACCAACAGUCGUCUCUUAAAUUGCUAGGAGGCGAGAUACAUCGUGACCUCUAUCGCAUUGAAGCUCGCUCGAAGCGGGCCGGAUUGGAUCAGCGCGCAGCAACAUUUUCGCAUCCCUCAAGGCUGGAAACAGACAAUGACAUCGAUGUCGAUAUUCCUAUCCGCAAUGGUCCGGGAGCGUUCCGCCGGCAGUUCAUAUGGCGAAACAAGCGUGCCUUCAUCAGCGGAUUUGCGCCGAGUAGCUUCGUGAAGUACUUAGAAUUGUACGGCAAAUUCGCUGGUGAGGACCUAAACGAGUCGGAAGAGGAGACAGAUGCUGGAAGUGGUAGAACGCCGGGACGUGGAGCAGACCCGGAAAGAAGACCAUUACUUGCGGGCGGUAAAAGCUCUUUAGGGGAUGCCUCAGACUUAAAAACUUUCUUCACACUCCUCAAAGCCUUCAUAGGAACAGGCAUCGUUUUCCUCCCGAAGGCGUUCCGCAACGGUGGCUUACUCUUUUCACCCAUCGCCCUCCUCACGGUUUCAAUAAUGACGUCCUUUUCUUUCCAUUUGCUGCUCGAAUGCCGGCGACGCUUUGGCGGUGGGUACGGCGAUAUUGGAGAAUCUAUUGGUGGGUGGCAUCUUCGCACACUUAUUCGCGUUUCGGUCGUAACUACGCAGCUUGGAUUCGUGUGCGCUGCUAUUGCUUUUACUGCGGAGAACGUGCGCUCAUUUGUUGAGGGCGUGGUGGCCUAUCAUACAAGUACACCGUCAAUUUCCGCAAUCAUCGCCUUGCAGUUAGUGAUUCUUGUGCCCCUUGCGUUAAUUCGCAAAAUCUCCCGACUCGGGCUAUUGGCAUUACUUGCGGAUGUCUUCAUCUUUGUCGCCAUUGCAUACAUUUAUUACUAUGAUAUUUCGACGAUUUCCCGCAGUGGUUUCGAGCCCUCGGUCACUCUUUUUAACACCACAUAUACGCUGACGAUCGGUUCGUGCAUAUUCAUGUUUGAGGGUAUAGGCCUGAUCCUUCCCAUACAAUCUUCGAUGUCACAACCACAUCAUUUCGAUCGCAUCCUCUACAGUGUCAUGGCCCUUAUAACCUUUCUCUUUGCUUCCGUGGGGAUAUUAUCAUAUGGGGCAUUUGGCAGUCAGACAAUGAUCAAUAUCAUGAAUAACUUCCCGCAGUCGGAUAAAUUAGUCAACUUUGUUCGGUUAUCCUUCUCGCUAGCCGUGCUUGUGGGCACCCCGGUUCAGCUUUUUCCUGCUUUGCGGAUCAUGGAGGAAAGGUUAUUUGACCGCGCCUCUGGCCGGCGAGGCCACCUUACGAAGUGGAAGAAGAAUAUUUUCAGAACAGGUAUUGUUAUUCUCUGUGGUUUAAUUGCCGCACUGGGCGCCCGGAACUUGGAUCAGUUCGUCGCUUUGGUUGGGUCCAUCUUAUGUGUUCCGUUGAUCUUUGUUUAUCCGGCGUAUCUACAUUGGAAAGGUAUUGCGAGUACACGGUGGGCAAAAGGAGUUGAUGUCUUCAUAUUUAUCAUGGGGAUUGCCUGCAUGAUAUAUACGACUAUGGUGACCUUGUUUGUACAGUUUAGCUGA